UGGGCCCGCCUCCUAGACGUCACUUCCGGACUGAGUGCUUCCGGGUCGCCGCGGCCCCAGGGUACUGGUCUCGGUCUCCCGCAGCCGGCCGGAGCUCCGAGCGCCCAGCCGGGCCCGGCUCCGGCGGCGGCCGCGGCUGUUUCCUGCUCACCUCGGCCGGGGCGUCCUCGGCGGCGGUGCCGGGAGUGCUAGGAAUAAAUUGCUGGCUCUGUGCUCAGAAGAGACACCAGCUAUGACCAGCUACAAUGCAGCCUGUAUUCUCAGAAAAUGAAUUCAGGAGGGAUGAUGUCAGCUGCUUUACCACUGGCCGGGCGCUGGUCAGCCUCCCCUCUCAGCCCUUGAGCUUACGUCAUAGAGAGAUCUGUGCUCUUCCAGUCCCGCUCCAUGUGAGAAGAUGGGAGUCUCGGCUGCCACUGAAAUUUUUAGAACUCAGCUGUGCUGGCCCUGCCAUAGGGUGUCUGCCUUCGUCAAGCCCUUCUGAGAAGAGCUGUCCAGCAGCUGGACAGCUGUCCUGAAAGCAGCGCAGCUCAGAGCUUGAGUCAGGGUUUUGGCAUCAGACCCGGGUUCAGAUCCCCGAGCCCCUUCUCCCUGUCCUUAUGGCUUAGGGUGAGUGACUCGGCCCCUCUGCGCAUGCACGCUGAGUCGCUUAGCUGUGUCAGAUUCUUUGUGAGCCCAUGGCCUGUGGCCCACCAGGCUUCUCUGGCUGUGGGAUUCUCCGUGGCCGUGGGAACACUGGAGGGGGUUGCCAUUCCCUCCUCCAGUUGGCCCUUCUGAGCCUCAGUUUUUUCUUGUUUAACCUUGGGGUUGUCGAGUGGAUUUCGUUGAUUUUCAUGGGGCACUUAGCAGAGGGCCCUUCUGUGCUAAUCCCUUGGUGAAUGGUACUCAUGGUAACCAUAGAUGAGCAAAGUAAAGGAGGAAAAUCCCAGGCCACGGGGCCGGCCACCCCAGGUUCAAAUUCCAGCUCUGACCUUUUCAGGCUCUGUUGAGCAGGUUGUUUAAUGGCAGAGCCUUGGUUUCUCUCCUUGUAGAACUGUGAGGAUUAAACUGGAUGAUGCAGUUAAAGUGGAAAGCCUGAGGCCUAGUGCACAGUAGGACCACGACAAUUGUUCCCUUCCUUCUUGCCUUUCCUCAAGGAUCUUGUAGCAUUUUCUUUCACCUGUUUGCUCACCAGUGGAGGAUGGUUCAAGAUUCCCCUUAGAUGUGUUUCCCGCCCUUGGCUUUAGGACUUUGAAUACCAGCCGGGCUGUUUGCAGCCCUUUUGCUUGUCUAUUUGCCAGCCACAAACAAGGGUGGGGACUGUGGUAUGGUUACAGCACUGAGCAGACGCUGACCUGAGCUUGAGGGUGGCUGACUCUGUUUUUGUAAAAAAAGUCAGUCUCUAUUGGCUCAAGCCUGACUUCUUGGGAGAAAAAUCAUAGCAGUGUUUCGGAGGCUUGAUGUCGCUCUGUCUAAAUUGUUCUCAGAUGUACUAAAAAACAGUCCCUGGGGCCAGAGGCCGGAUGGAAGCUUCUUUUAGAUAAAUAAAAAAAAAUGGUAAAUGCAUAUGGGUUUUUUUUUUUUUUAGCAAGGACAGUGAUGUCUUCUCUCAGGUUGCAAUGCAGUUUUAUUUUUAAAGCGAACACACAUACUUUGAUACUGAGCAGUAAGCCUGUUCAGCUAGAAUUCAGGACAGAGCUCUGUCUUCUCAAACGCUGUGCCCUCCUGUCCCCUGCCUACGCCCUGUCCCCCCCACUGCACCAGCCUGGGGCCUGGCACCGCGGAGGCCUGCAUAUUGCUGAGCUCAGGAAUCAUGGGAGGAACACAGCUUUCCAGUCCUCAGGCCAGGCUUGGAACCUGGGGUCCGCCUUUUCCUAACCCUGAGCUUACAUAAGCCUGUGGCAGAUCAUGUCAUGGAGCCUUGCUUUCUUCCCGCUCCCGCUGGCCUUCCAGAAUUCUAAGGAGAGCUAAAUGAGAAACGUGAGCGUGGUGAAUGCUGACGUGCUUAGCAUCGUGUGUUUUGCCUGUUUUAUCAAAUACCUACUGUGUGCCAGGUGCUGUUAGGCAUCUUGGUGAACAAAACAGACAUUGUCCUUGCCUUUGCAGGGUUGACUGCUUACUGGAUAUUGAGGGGGAAACAGACAGAAGAUAGUAAAUGAAUAAAGUUGAAAAUUUCCCAGAGUAUUUUUUUUUUUUUGGCCACACCCAGUGACAUGCAGAACUUACCCCACUAGGGAUUGAACCCAUGCCCCCUGCAGUGGAACUGUGGAGUCUUAACCACUGGACCGCCCGGGAUGCCCAAAGUUGAUGAUUUCAGAUGGUGAUUACCCCGGGAUAAUAGGAUGACAAGGGCCAGGCAGGUGCGAUUUACUGAGCUGGGGUGGUCAGGGAGAGCCUCAGAGGAGUGAUGGUUGAGUUGAGACCUGAAUGAUGAGAGUGAGCCGGCGACAGGAGGGACCAGAGGAAGAACAUGCAGAAGGAACAACAUGUGCAGAGGUCCUGAGAUCAAAAUGGGCUUGAUGCGUUUGAGAAGCAGGCAGAAGGGUCUGUGUGGGUGGACCUUAAAGGACAGGGAUGGCUGUUCUGAGGGCCACAGCGACCUUGGGCAGGAGGGAGAAUCUGAUCCCAAGUGGCACUGCUCACCUGUGUGCUGCUCAGGUCUGAGCCUUGGGCUUCCUUGGCAGGGCAGUGGGUGGGAGAAGGUGGCCUCUCUUUGUCCCUAAUUCUCCUGCAUGUCUUACCCCCCAGGCGUCUCCCCAAAACUGGAGAAGCCAGAGGAGUAUCUCAGUGCCGCCUGCGUGAUUUUAUGGACUUCCUGAUCGUCACCAGGCUCAUGGGCACUUAGGACUUCUGAGCUGGACUCAGAGCUGCUGGAGGACUGUGCAGGUCCAUCCCAUUCCACCGCAGCUUGUUUUUGGUCCCUCACCAUCUCCCACAGCCAACAGGAGCCCCCCCACCACACAUACACAUCUUCCACAGCCAACAGGACCCUUCCCUUCCCCCCCACACACACACUCAAGACAGCGGCAGGUUUUUAUGAAGCGUGUGCCCUGCCCUGGCACUGUGACCUUUCCUGAGUCACUUGGUCACAAUCUCUGCACCCAUGGAGCUUGUGGGCAGGAAAGGCAGGCCAGGUGAGUGUGAAAGCACAUGUCCACCCCGGUGGGAGAUAUUUGCCUCACUCUGAUCUCACCUCCGGAGAACGCUUGGCAGGUGUAGCACCUUCCCACACUGGGAGCAUCUGCGCCUCAUGGGCCUACUCUGAGCUGGCAUUCUGGAGAGCGUUCUUUUCCUUUCCUUCCCUUGGCUGUACUGGGGCUUCGUUGUAGCCUGCAGGCUCUUUGUGGCAGUGUACAGGCUUCCCUAGUUGCCCCAAGGCGUCUAGGGUCGAAGUUCCCUGACCAGGGAUGGAACCCUCACGCCCGGCAUUGGAGGGCAGGUUCUUUACCACUGGACACCGGGGAAGUCCCUGAAGAGCUUUCUGUACAGACUGCAGAGAAUCCUACCAGCUCUGGACUGUAAGAAUUAUUAACCCCCUUUUUCAGAUGAGAAAACUGAGUUGAGUACUUGGCCCAAGUAACCUGGAGAAGCAGAUCCAGGGUUCACACCCAGGCAGUCCAGCUUUGAAAUCUGUCUGUAACCCCUAUGGGCUGUGUUGCCUCCCCUGGCCCUGGCAGUAUCCCUUGAUGAAUACAGAUUUGCUGCAGCAUCGUCGCGCCAAGAAUACUGAUGGAUCUGUGCCUACUCUACUAACAAGUGGUCAGGGAGACGGCAAGAGUGUAUGAAUCCUGUGCGUCCAGCUUAUAAGGUUCUGUCCUCUCCCAAGAAAGAACGAGCGUUCUGCGGGUCCAGGCAGGCAGCAUGUCGACGCUUCUGGCAAUGUCCCUGCCUCUAAGCCAGAAGCCAUGGAGGAAAUAAGGUAGCCCCCGUCCCUGGAUCGGAUUAGAUGGGGAAGCCCAGUUCAAUGGAUGCAAAAUACAAGGAUGACUUGUUCCGAAAGUACGUGCAGUUCCACGAGAGCCAAGGGGACGCCACCCCCGGCAGUGAUGAGUCCCUGCGGGCGGCAGCCUCCACCCUGCUCAGCCUACACAAAGUGGACCCCUGCUAUCGAUUCCGGCUGAUCCAGUUCUAUGAGGUGGUGGAGAGCGCCCUGCGCUCGCUCCGCUCCUCCAGCCUGCGGGCCCUGCGCUGCGCCUUCAGUGUGCUCGAGACGGUGGGCGUCAACCUCUUCCUCUGCCCUUGGAAGAAGGAGUUCAGAAGCAUCAAGACCUACACGGGCCCCUUCGUGUACUACGUCAAGUCGACGUUACUGGAGGAGGACAUCCGAGCCAUCCUGAGCUACAUGGGCUACAUACCUGAGCUGGGGACCGCCUACAGGCUCAAAGAGCUGGUCGAGACGUUGCAAGUGAAGAUGGUCUCCUUCGAACUCUUUCUGGCCAAGGUAGAGUGCGAGCAGAUGCUGGAGAUCCACUCGCAGGUCAAGGACAAGGGCUACACGGAGCUGGACGUGGUGAGCGAGCGCCGGGGCAGCGCAGAGGACGCGCGGGGGUGCGCGGAGGCCCUGCGGCGGCGCGCCGAGGCCCGCGAGCCGCUGUCGGCCUCGAUGGCGCGCGUGGUGCUGCAGAAGUCGGCCAGCGAGCGGGCGGCCAAGGACUACUACAAGCCCCGGGUGACCAAGCCCUCGCGGUCGGUAGACACCUACGACAGCUACUGGGAGAGCCGGAAGCCUCCCCUGAAGACCUCGCUGAGCCUGCGGAAGGAGCCGGCGGCCGCCGAGCCGGGGGACGAGCUCAAGGACGAGAUCGUCCGGCCGCCACCCUCGCUCCUGACCGUGGCCGGCUCCUCGCACGGCGGCGCCGACGACCUGCCGGCCCCCGCGCCCAGCAACGGGCUCGGCCUGCUCCGCGGCCCCUAUCUGCCCGGCUCGGACGACGUGGAUCUGUACACGGACGCGGAGCCCCGGGCCGCCUACCGGAGGCAGGAUGCCCUGCGGCCCGAUGUCUGGCUGCUGAGAAACGACGCCCACCCCGGCUACCACAAGCGCUCGCCCCCCGCCAAAGAGUCCGCCCUCUCCAAGUGCCAGAACUGCGGCCUGUCCUGCAGCGCCGCCCUCUGCCAGCGCUGCGACAGCCUGCUGGCCUGCUCCCCGGCCGCCAAGCCCAGCGCCUUCCCCGGCAAGGCCUCCGGGCACGACAGCCUGGCCCACGGGGCCGCCCUGCGGGAGAAGUACGCGGGCCAGACUCAGGGCCUCGAGCGGCCGCCGCACCUCCACUCCAAGUCCAAGCCGCCCACCGCCGCGGCCGCCACCUCCCGCUGUGGCUUUUGCAACCGCCCGGGGGCCGCCAACACCUGCACGCAAUGUUCCAAAGUCUCAUGUGACGCCUGCCUCAGCGCCUACCAUUACGACCCCUGCUGCAAAAAGAGCGAGCUGCACAAGUUCAUGCCCAACAACCAGCUGAACUACAAGUCCACCCAGUUCUCCCAUCUCGUGUACAGAUAGACGCCACCCCUCACCUCCCUGCUCCAAGGGCUACACCUCCGACCUUUCUGGUGUCACGGAGAAGCAGCGUUGAGGCAUAGAUCUCAGAAGCAGAGCCCUGCCCUUGACCACGCGGGUGUUGGGGGAUCCUGGGGCCGGCCACCCCACGUGGGAGUUCCCUUACCGACUCAGAUUAUUUCAACUGAUGGCUGCUUUGUCGUCUGGCAGGAGAGAGGGUGGCGCUUCUGUUGGGAUUCCUUUUUGCUAAUCUCUCCACUCCCUGUUCCUGUGUUUUUUUUUGUUUGUUUGUUUGUUUUUUUUUUUUUUUUGGUGGGGGGGGGGUUGUUUCUUCAAGAUGGUUUCUAUCUCUGGGACUCUUGCCGACCACUCACUCCCACCGCGAAGCCAACUUGGAUUGGGAAGGGCCCCCCCGGGUCGCUUCCAGAUGCCCACCUGGAGCGGUGAGCUAGAGGCCUGUUGGCUUGUGAAAUGAGCCCUCCUGCCACACCGGGCCUCCUCCACUGGCUCAUCCCUCCGCCGCCGUCCCCAAACACCGGGACCCCCGCCGGCAUCCCCCGCCUGCCUUCCCUGCCUCUACGCGUCAACGGUGACCCGAGCCCAGGAUUCACUGAAUGUCAUGCUGUUGCUUCCACAGCUCAGCGCAGCGUGGGGUCUGUGAACUUGGCCCUCACGCUCUGCAGUGUGGACCUUCCACCGCGGCACUGACCCCCGCCCCCCCCCCCUUUCUGUCGUUUGCACAUCCUUCUCUUCCUGUACUGUACAUAGAUAUUUUUGAGAUUUAUUUUUAAAUAAAUAUUCAACUUGCCGUGUGUUUCAAAGUGGUGAAAACAUUACCGGUGUAGCUAUUUAUAAAGAUGCCCCAGGUUCUUUAGUCUUCCAGGGGAGGGGGCUCAUGCCCUUCCACCUUGCUGCCUGCGCUCGCCGCAGCCGGAAGGUUGAGUGGAGCGUGCGGGGGCGGAGGAGGAACAGAGACUAUGUCCCCUGGGCUCGUGGAGAGCCGCUGUCUUCCCUGCAACCAAUCUCAACACCUACCUCCAGUGCGCACCUCGGGGGGCUCGUCUGGGCUGAGAGGUCUCUGCGCCCGCAGACUGUGACCACCAGUGACGAGUCGGGAACCUCGCCCUGUGGACCCUCAGCCUGGUCUUCGCCGCUUGCUGAGUGGACUUUGCACUGCAGUCUCCUCGAGUCUCAGUUCAGAAGGAAGAGGGUUUGGGAUCCCCACCGCCCCUCCACUUCAGUCCUCUCCUCUUCCCCUGUUUCCAGGACGCCUCUGUAACCUACGCGACCUUUUUGCACUAGAAGUGGUUACGAGUCUGCGUACGCGCAGCAGAUGGGCGCCUCCUGAGAUUCUUAGCCGAGCCUCCUCUUAGGUGAUUUAACUGACCCCCGAUUAUCCUUUUGGGUUACAGAGGAGGAGCGGGGCAAGAAUCUGAAAAUAGAACCGCUUCCGUGUGAACUAACAAUAUAUUUUAGCCAUAAGUGUUGGUGAUGUACAGAAUGUUACGGGGAUUGACCUGCAGUGGGUUUUCUGAUGGGAGGAGGUAUUCAGCUCCUGAUCACAUUUCCAUCUGGCUGAAUCCUGAGGCCACUGUGAAUUUGCUGAUGUUCUUCCAACUCAGUUGAGAGAUUUUAAGGUUUUCAAAAUCUUCUAUGGCUUUUUUUAAUAUAUAUAUCUAGUAGAUCACUUGUAGAUAUUCCAUGUGUAUAUAAAGCUGAGUUUCAACUUUAUUACUAAGGCCCUCCCACUCGGGGGCACCCAUCUUUGAUGUUCUUCCUUUUCACAUUUCAGACGUGUCAAUGCCUGUCCCAGUCCUGACUUUCCCAGUUUUCCAUUUUCAGACGGCUCUAGCACUACACUAACUCUUAACCAGCCGUGAUGCCACGUAACUUAUACAGCAGACAGAGGCAGGAAUAACCCACUUGUUCUGGAAGAGAAAGCCCAGUGUGGGUUAUCAUCACGGAAACACUGUGUUGAUGGGUUGGAAUAGGAAAUGCUGUGACCGUGCUCCUCCUCGGUGUGUAUCUUAAUUGUAUAAGGUUGCUGUGAUUGAGAUAAAUAGAUGCGAAUUUAAAAAUGCAGAUGUUUUGCAUUUGGUUUCUACCAAGAGUUGAAAUGUUGAGAGAUGCUUUAAAAAAUAAUAAUAAAGUGUCUUCCAUUGUUAA
This is a messenger RNA of Bubalus bubalis (water buffalo), 7639 nucleotides long. It is a transcript of the gene SPATA2, whose product is annotated as spermatogenesis associated 2. The transcript is spliced from 4 exons. Gene Ontology annotation, cellular component: cytoplasm. Gene Ontology annotation, biological process: regulation of tumor necrosis factor-mediated signaling pathway; regulation of necroptotic process; protein K63-linked deubiquitination. The record is from RefSeq and is a predicted model, not a curated record. Bases 3923 to 5476 code for a protein of 517 amino acids. Lineage: Eukaryota; Metazoa; Chordata; Mammalia; Artiodactyla; Bovidae.